Diprion similis is the source of this 2429-nucleotide messenger RNA. RefSeq names its product ATP-dependent RNA helicase p62-like. Lineage: Eukaryota; Metazoa; Arthropoda; Insecta; Hymenoptera; Diprionidae. Gene Ontology annotation, cellular component: ribonucleoprotein complex; nucleus; cytoplasm. Gene Ontology annotation, molecular function: RNA binding; ATP binding; RNA helicase activity. The transcript has 8 exons. The coding region runs from base 223 to 1926 and encodes 567 amino acids. The record is from RefSeq and is a predicted model, not a curated record.
AGAAUCUAGAUCAAGAAUGAUGUUCUAGGUUGAUUAUAAGUUUUCUAUGGUUCGAUCCCUCUUUCCGUCCCGAGCCGUGAAAAAGACAUCACGCGGCAGUUGAAAAACAGCGAGCGCUGAAAACGAAAACUUCGAUUUUUAGCAUUUACAAUCCGCUCGUAAGUAAGGGGACUGGGACAGCAGCGACCAAGAUAAAUUGAAGAUUUCAGACUCCAAACGAACAUGAUCAAUAACCGGAUUUUCGUCACUCGGCGGACAAUCGAUGUUGCUGCCGCUCUUCUUGGCUUCUCGCCGACGACCUAUGGUGGCUCAAUUGCUGGAUACCAUAGUGGAGGUGGUCGCGAUGGAGCUGGCGGGGGCCAGAGAUAUGGGUAUGGAGGUGGAGGCAGUUACAGUAGUCGUUUUGGUGGCAGAGGAGGAGGUGGAGGUGUCAGCAACCGUGUGGCUGGCAACAAUCUGAGGAAACCAAACUGGGACUAUGAGGACCUGAAACCAUUCAAAAAAGACUUCUAUGUUCCCCACUCUAACGUGUCCAGCCGACCGCCUCACGAGGUGGAAAUUUACAGAGGAGACAAGCAGAUCCUUCUCAAGGGCGACAGCGUUCCAAACCCCAUUCAGUAUUUCGAAGAGGGAAAUUUUCCUGACUAUGUAAUACAGAAAAUCAAAAAGCAGGGAUUUGCAGAACCAACGCCGAUUCAGGCUCAGGGCUGGCCCAUUGCCAUGUCGGGACAGAACAUGGUCGGCGUCGCUCAAACCGGUUCAGGAAAAACUCUAGGUUACAUACUCCCAGCCAUUGUUCAUAUCAACAAUCAGCAGCCUCUGAAUCGCGGCGAUGGACCUAUCGCUUUGAUCCUUGCACCGACCAGAGAACUCGCACAGCAAAUUCAGACAGUUGCGGCAGAAUAUGGCUCUCUUUCCUCUGUCAGAAGCACGUGCAUAUUUGGCGGAGCACCUAGGGGCGGCCAGGUUCGAGAUCUGGAGGGAGGGGUCGAGAUUUGCAUUGCCACUCCUGGUCGCCUGAUAGAUUUUCUUGAACAGGGAAUUACCAAUUUACAGAGAUGCACGUACUUGGUGUUAGACGAAGCUGACAGAAUGCUUGAUAUGGGAUUUGAACCUCAGAUCAGAAAAAUUAUUGAGCAGAUUAGACCUGACAGACAAGUACUUAUGUGGUCUGCAACUUGGCCAAAGGAAGUUCGCAACCUUGCUGAAGAGUAUUUAACUAACUACACACAGCUGAAUAUAGGCUCGCUCACUCUUUGUGCAAAUCACAACAUUCUUCAGAUUAUCGAUGUUUGCCAAGAGCAUGAAAAAGGAACCAAACUGGAAAGCCUGCUGCAAGAAAUCGGAAGCGUUAAUGAAGACGGCGGAAAGACGAUUAUAUUUGUUGCUACUAAAAAAAAGGCUGAAAGCAUCACAAGAAGGAUCCGACAGUACGGAUGGCCAGCAGUAUGCAUGCAUGGCGAUAAAUCGCAGAAUGAGCGUGAUAACAUUCUCAGAGAGUUUAGAAACAAGAAGGGUUCAAUCCUUGUAGCGACAGAUGUUGCUGCACGUGGCCUGGAUGUGGAUGAUGUAAGGUACGUGAUCAAUUUCGACUACCCGUCGUCGUCACAAGACUAUAUUCACAGAAUCGGUAGAACGGGCCGAUCGCAAAAUACAGGAACAAGCUACGCUUUCUUCACCCCACAGGAUGCCAGACAAGCCAAGGACUUGAUCAAUGUACUUCAAGAAGCUAAUCAGGUUAUCAAUCCCAAACUAAGCGAGAUGGCUUCGCAAAGUGGCGGUGGCGGCGACGGCGACGGCGACGGCGACGGCGGAUACGGAAGCAGGAAUCGUUGGGGAGGCGGACAUAGACGCGAGAAUGAUUAUUCUGGCGGUAAGAAGCGGUUCGUUAUGGGCCGCAGCUACGGUUAUAACAAUUACGAAUGAGUUCGUUUUUACUAGUUCCUAAUGGCGGUACAUGGUAUACAUAUUAUGAUUCGACAUGCCUGAAGGAUUACCUAUCUUGUUAAUUGAUGUAUACUUGACACUACGAUUGAGUGAACAAAUGGUAGAGUCCGGCAGGACAGUAACCAGAAUUUGCUACUUUAAAUAUCGGCCAUUCAUAUUUAUCUACCAAAUUCCCCUUAUUUAUAGGCCGAACUUGAGUUGGUGAUUUACGAACGGGAUCCUAUUUGAUUUAGACAAUUCUUAUUUAUGUUAUAUUGAUAAUGUUAGAUUUGAACCUUAUCGAUAGCCGCGUGAGGCAUACAUUUCAUAUUUCAGUAUUCAUUCCAUAUUAGUCUGGAAUUCGUAGGUAUGCAUUUUUUUUUUUUUUUUUUUUUCGUAAACUUUGGUAGAAUGAAACUAUGCAAGUUUGCAUGUAGCUAUGCUAUGAAACUUCUCGUACAUUAUCGAUGUAACAAGUCUAUACGAGGUUAACGAUCUGAGUC